ACGUUAUUCUUCGAGUAAUGCUGCAAAAUCGGAUUUAUCACAAUGUCACAACACAAUUGUAAAUACUGACGCUGAUGAUAAAAUAGAAAGAAUUUAUCAUGAAUUCGAUAAAAUCGCAUUUUUCUUAGGAUUUUAUGGUGGUGAAAAUGGUGAUGGAAAUAAUAAUGAAGAUCAUGAUAAAAUAGGAGAAAGUUCUGGUGCCAUAGAACCUGCUUCCCCUCAUUCUACGACGGUAAUGCAUUAA
Diversispora eburnea is the source of this 244-nucleotide messenger RNA. The record is from the annotation of a GenBank genome assembly. NCBI's taxonomy places the organism in Eukaryota, Fungi, Glomeromycota, Glomeromycetes, Diversisporales, Diversisporaceae.